Molecule: messenger RNA, 771 nt
Organism: Grosmannia clavigera kw1407
Lineage: Eukaryota; Fungi; Ascomycota; Sordariomycetes; Ophiostomatales; Ophiostomataceae
Exons: 2
Coding region: 1-771 (256 amino acids)
Source: RefSeq, a predicted model, not a curated record
AUGAGCGCAGAUUCCAUCAAGAAAGUGCCUGGUCCGUGGUCCUGCAAGGCCCAGGUCUACAACAUUCCCUUCAUUGUCUCAUCCACACAGGUGAAAGAAGCUUCUGACUUACUGUUCUCGCCGCUCGAGGCAAAGUCGUUCUUUGCCUCGGCAGAGGCUGGCCUGCCCACUGGAGGAUCAUGUUCCAUUAUGAUUGUGCGCUAUUCAGAAACACCUGUUGGCCCAUACGACGAAAUUUUGAUCCUUCCGGGGCAAUACACAUAUCCCACGGUAGGGGAUUACUGGAACAUUCCAAAGCAUCUUGCUCGGUUUGACUGGAAGGACCUUUCUGGUGGCGCGGUCCAGCUAAAGGUCUUUCCUAGUGACACAGAGCAGCGACAGGAUGAGCCUUUCUUCCAGAUGACCUUUAAGACGGUGCCCUUCGUGCCGGCCUUUCCCGCGUCCACUGUCUUGUACAAGCUGAUUGGCAUCCAGCCAACCCUCGUACAGCCUCCGGUACCGCGUGGGGCUGGGGCUGGCAAUGAUGAGCUUGUAGGGACCGAUCACUGGUCCAAGACCGAUCUUUACCAGUACUCGCCGCGAUCUCAUGUGGGAUGGUUUGACCUGAGUCAGAAGAACGAGCAGGGUGUGGUGGUCACAGGGCACGAAAACUUUUGGCCUGGAGGCGGAAGAUGGAGAAUUGGUGUUCGGAUGGAUACCAUUUCCUUUGAUAUCUCCGCCGGAGAGCACUGGAAAGCUUUGGAUAUCCCAACCAUUGUCUCAGAGGAGUAA